UGUUCGUAUUAAGAACUUGAAACCUAAUGUCAUCUAUUUUGAGACUUUUUCUUUUCAAACUUGAUUAAUACCUGUUCCAAAUGCGAAACUGUCUACCUCUGGACUCUCCGGCUUGAUGCGCUUCGUCUUACGAUGGGGAGACUUGAACCCUUGACCUCCCUAGCUUUGGGACGGUCCCCUUAUGAUGACGUUGUGCAAGGAGAAGGCCCUGAGGAUACUCACGAGCCUGAGAAGCAGUACGAUGGGCUGGGGCGUAUUGUUAACCCCCGGACUAAACAAAUCAUCAAGGAUGUCAUCCGCGCUCAUAACGAGGUCAUGCUUGUGAUUGGAGUUGCCGAACCUGAGAAUACUGGUAUCAACAUAGCCGAUUUAGAAUUGACAAAACAACACCAAGAAUAUGAAAGUGAUACAGGGAAGACUUUAUACCAACUCGGUACCUCUCUUGGAAUACUGAAUACCUGGGGCGUCCUCAACAUACGGCGACGCAUCUUGGUAUAUAAAAAACGUGCCGACAUCUCGUUCUUUCAACUACUGCAAACGGAAUGGAGGGAUCACUCAUUUCUACAGCUUUUAUUUGCAGGUUAUCCAUGCCACAUGGCUAUGCAUGGAUUACGAUUGACUUCUAGGUACUUGAAGUCAUACUCGAGGAGAGGAUAUCCAUGGCUCCUUGCCGGAAUAGAAUAUAUUCGAUUCCAUUUACAUCUGUUUCUCACGAUGCAACGCCUAGACCUGAUACCUGGAUAUCAGUGGCUCCCAGGCCCUACUUUUUUUAUACCCUUUUCUAGCACGUCGCCGUUUUCUGCACCACCUCUACCAGAAUCACUAGAUGUUUCCAGUGUAUUAGGCUGGGUUGGUAAGUUGGCUGUCAAUAUGGCCCCCUACGCUACAUUUUAUAUAUGUGGUUGCGUUUGGCAGUCGACAUGCGCCUUGUUGAGAUCUCGCAUACGUAAAUACCUACCCCGGCCCACAUUCAGUUUGAAAAAUUCGACAUUAUCCGCAAAUGCUGCUCAGAGACAAGCCAUUCCGGAAUCGCCAACUUUAGGAGCGGCUGAUCGGGAGAUCAGACAUCAAAAUCCGGAAGCCGAUGCUCCAACAUCGUUGGCCCUAGAUCAACCUAGUGGCGAAACUAUUCCAGUCGGAUCGAUUAGGAGACAGAGCACAUUCUCAAGUCGAGCCGGAGAUGACUACGGUACUGAUGAAGAAGAUGCUGAGAUGGUUAAUCCAACACUGAUUAGCUUUGACGUGGAUACCAGCGAAUCUACCGAGCCGCAAACUGGGAUCUGGUCGGCCGAGCUACGGCCCAGUUUUCCAGGAGACUCUCGACAGCAGACCAAAGAGGCACCCAUAUAUGCAGUAAAUCCCUUGACCAGCUUACCCAGCUCGUUUGCGUCAGAUAUACUUGCCAACUUCGUUACGAAUAUCCUCUUUAUACCCUUGGACACCCAUGCGUUUCCAAUGGUAGCAAGAGCCCUUGCACGAAGAAGGGGCCUCCCUUACGAAGAUAUGUACGACGGAAGCUUUUUAGGAGGCUUAACGUGGCGAGGACUCCUAAAUAUUAUCCAGUUGGAUGUGGCUAAGCUCCUUUUCUCUGGUGAGGUUUGGGCUAUUACGACUGUGUUAUCUCAAUAUCUACAUGUCACCGAGGAAGAAUGGAAGGAAAUACGCAAAGAAGAUGAGCAAGAAGGCCUUCUUCAUUAGUGGACCUUUAUAGUGAGUCUAGGGUUACCCCUAGAUUUUCCAUCAUGGAAAUUAUCCUAGACGCAAACCAGUGUCAGUUACUAUAUCCGGCUCGAAAAUGGCCUGGGACGGUAAAUGUUGUGUUUGCGGCGUUUGUAUUCUAGGCAGGCGUUUGGUCGAUAGUACUCCGGAAUGAUACCAAGCAUUAUAGGGCUACAACAAGCACUGCGUUACGAAGACGGUUCAGGCCAAGUAUUUGAAUCCGACUUCUAGAAGAAACCCAUCCCGCGUAUUAUAUUUCAAAGCUCCUUUAUCCAAGCGGGCUGUUACGGUAACCCUUUGCAUAGUGGACCAUCAUCUAACUCCAAGUCUCAAAUAACCACAAAUAUCCACUCUAGGAUGGAACGUACCAUGAAGCAUUUUAGCCAUCUAUGAUAGUUGUUAAGCUUUCAUGCGCGACGAUCAUAGGAAAUUAAUUCGGCACGAUCGGUAAUGAGCCUCCAAUG
This is a messenger RNA of Annulohypoxylon truncatum, 2183 nucleotides long. RefSeq lists its product as uncharacterized. The record is from RefSeq and is a predicted model, not a curated record. The transcript has 4 exons. The coding region runs from base 133 to 1698 and encodes 521 amino acids. Lineage: Eukaryota; Fungi; Ascomycota; Sordariomycetes; Xylariales; Hypoxylaceae.